Tachyglossus aculeatus (Australian echidna) is the source of this 1701-nucleotide messenger RNA. Its product is annotated as keratin, type II cytoskeletal 75-like. Gene Ontology annotation, molecular function: structural constituent of skin epidermis. The coding region runs from base 1 to 1701 and encodes 566 amino acids. The transcript is spliced from 9 exons. Gene Ontology annotation, biological process: keratinization; intermediate filament organization. Gene Ontology annotation, cellular component: keratin filament. NCBI's taxonomy places the organism in Eukaryota, Metazoa, Chordata, Mammalia, Monotremata, Tachyglossidae. The record is from RefSeq and is a predicted model, not a curated record.
AUGUCUCGCCAGUCGACAGUUACUUUCCAGACCGGCGGCCGCCGCAAGGGCUUCAGUGCCGCCUCGGCCGUCACCCCCUCGGCCGGCCGCACCCGCAUCAGCUCCGGCUCGGUGUCCCGCUCCGGGGCCGGGGGCGGCGGCGGAGGGCUCGCCUGGACCGGCUGUGGCGGCGGAGGCUUCGGCAGUCGGAGCCUCUACGGCCUGGGGGGCUCCAAGAGGGUCUCCAUCAGCUCCGGGGGCUUCCGCGGCGGAUACGGCGGGAGGGCCGGAGGCGGCGGCGGUUACGGUUUGGGCUCUGGCUUCGGCGGCGGCUUCGGGGGCGGCUUCGGCGGGGGCUUCCCCGUGUGCCCCCCGGGUGGCAUCCAGGAGGUGACCGUCAACCAGAGCCUCCUGGCGCCGCUGAACCUGCAGAUCGACCCCACCAUCCAGCGGGUGCGGAAGGAGGAGCGCGAACAGAUCAAGACCCUCAACGACAAGUUCGCCUCCUUCAUCGACAAGGUGCGUUUCUUGGAGCAGCAGAACAAGGUACUGGACACCAAGUGGGAGCUGUUGCAGCAGCAGGGGACCAAGACCGUGAGGCAGGACCUGGAGCCGCUCUUCGAGAUCCACAUCAGUAACCUGCGACGCCAGCUGGACACGGCGACCACCGAGAAGGGCAGACUGGACUCAGAACUCAGGUCCAUGCAGGAUGUGGUGGAAGACUUCAAGGGCAAGUAUGAAGAUGAACUUAACAAGCGCACAGCUGCUGAGAAUGAGUUUGUGGCCCUCAAGAAGGAUGUGGACGGUGCCUAUAUGAACAAGGUGGCACAGGAAGGCAAAGUGAAUGAGCUGAUCGAAGAAAUUAGCUUCCUGCGGGCCCUGUAUGAAACGGAGCUGUCCCAGCUGCAGACCCAGAUCUCAGACACAUCGGUGGUCCUGUCCAUGGACAACAACCGCAGCCUGGACCUAGACAGCAUCAUCUCCGAGGUCAGGGCCCAGUACGAGGACAUCGCCCAGCGCAGCCGGGCCGAAGCCGAAUCCUGGUACCAGACCAAAUACGAGGAGCUGCGGGUGACCGCCGGCCGCCACGGGGAUGACCUGAGCAACACCAAGCAUGAGAUCUCCGAGAUGAAUCGCAUGAUCCAGCGGCUCCGGUCCGAGAUCGACAGCGUCAAGAAGCAGUGCGCCAGCCUGCAGACGGCCAUUGCCGAUGCUGAACAGCGCGGGGAAAUGGCGCUCAAGGACGCCCGGGCCAAGCUGGUCGACCUGGAGGAUGCGUUGCAGAAAGCCAAGCAGGACAUGGCCCGCCAGCUGCGCGAGUACCAGGAACUGAUGAACGUCAAACUGUCGCUGGACAUCGAGAUUGCCACCUACAGAAAACUGCUGGAGGGCGAAGAGUGCCGGCUGAGCGGCGAAGGUGUGUCUCCGGUCAAUGUCUCCGUGGUGACUUCCACAAUGUCCAGCGGCUAUGGCAGCGGCAGCGGCUAUGGCCUCGGCUCGGGCAGCGGGCACGGGCUGGGCGGAGGAGGAGGCAGCUAUUCCUACACCACCAGAGGCGGGCACAGCCUGGGAAGAGGCAGCGGGCACGGGUUGGGGGUCUCCGGGUUCAGCUCCGGGAGCGGCCGGAGCCUCGGUAGCGGCUUCGGCAGCGGCGGGGGCAGCAGCUCCAGCGUGAAGUUUGUGUCCACCACCUCAUCCAGCCGCAAGAGCUACAAGCACUAA